This is a messenger RNA of Drosophila grimshawi, 1640 nucleotides long. Its product is annotated as phenoloxidase-activating factor 2. The record is from RefSeq and is a predicted model, not a curated record. Gene Ontology annotation, biological process: proteolysis. NCBI's taxonomy places the organism in Eukaryota, Metazoa, Arthropoda, Insecta, Diptera, Drosophilidae. Gene Ontology annotation, molecular function: serine-type endopeptidase activity. The coding region runs from base 158 to 1537 and encodes 459 amino acids. The transcript has 2 exons.
AUUGUUGAUAAGGAACCGAAUUCAGAUUCUGAAAAUUAAAACAAAAAAUCAGCUUUAUUCUGAAUAAGCUUGCAUUAACUCAUCGGUCGUGAAUCGUUUCAGAAUCAGUUCAUAUUAUUUUCGCAUUAUUGUGUUUAUCGCGUUAGAGAUUUUUAAAAUGCUGCUUUCAAAAUGUUUAUUGUGUCUUGUGCUGCCUUUUAUCUGUCUGCUGGAAGUGCAAGGACGUUUAAGUUUGCCUGGCUUAGAUGCUAUGCUUGACAUCAAAGAUGACCAGAAAGAGACCGAUGACCAGAAAGAGACCGAGACUGAUGACCGAUGUAUAGGUCAUAACACGAUUGUACAAUCAGUACGUGAGAAACUGAUGUUUCAUAGAAAAAAAAUACUCGAUGAGAUCGAGAAAGUGAUUAACGAGCUGCAUACAGAAAUUAAUAUUUCGUUUGACGAAAUGGAACUACACUUGGACAAUUGGGAUCCAAGGAGAGAACCUAAAAAUGUUAUAGUUCAACCAUUCGUGGAGUCCGAUCCCGGUGCCAAGCCGUGUGACAGUCACAUGGAAUGCGUUGAGAUCUGGAUGUGCAGAAACAAAACGACUGAUGGCAAUGAAGCCUACACCAUUAAUUUGCCUUCUAACUACCAUCCCGAUGCAUGUAAUUACAAUCAAAUCUGUUGUAAUAUUGACGAUAAGCUUCUGACAAAACCGUCAUUCGAGCCGAUGCUCAAUAUGAGGGAUUGCGGCUACCGCAAUGAGAAAGGAGUGCAGCUGAGCAUUGAUGGAAUUCAACAUAAUGAAGCGCAAUUUGGUGAAUUUCCCUGGAUGACGGCCAUACUGGUAAGGGAUGAUCCACUGUUAUUGUCCAUUGGUGGCGGCUCCCUGAUAGCACCCAAUGUGGUGCUAACGGCUGCCCAUAAGGUGUCGAAUCGAGAGGCUCCCACCCUAAUUGUUAGAGCUGGUGAAUGGGAUCAACAAACAAUGCAGGAGAUAUACGAUCAUCAGGAUAUCGCUGUGAAGCGAAAGAUCUUGCACAAUGACUUUAAUGGCUAUAUAAAUAACAUUGCAUUGCUCUUACUGAAGGAGUCCUUCAUGCCGAGCCCCCACAUCGCUCCCAUCUGUCUGCCCGAUGCGAACACAGUUUCCGACAACGCGCGUUGCUUCGUCACCGGCUGGGGCAAGAUACCACUGAACAGCAACGAAUAUGCCCGCAUUCUCAAGAAGGUCACUGUGCCCGUGCUGCCUCAUAACAGGUGCAUUGUCAAGCUGCGAAACGCCUUGGGAGCGAACUUUAAUCUUGACAGGAGCAACAUGUGCGCUGGCGGAGAGAAGGGCGUCGAUAGCUGUGCCGGCGACGGGGGAGCUCCUCUCGUCUGUCCCAUUCAAGGCAAACCCAAUCGGUACUACCAGGCAGGCAUUGUCAGCUGGGGCAUUAAGUGUGGAUUGGAGGAUAUACCUGCCGCGUAUACCAAUGUGGCGUAUUUACUGCCAUGGAUUAUAGGCGAAUUAGACCAGUUGAGAAUCGAUAGAAAUUUCUAUACAGCCUAAACUGAUAAAUCAUUAAGUCUCUUGUUUAACUUUCCUUAUCUAAAAUAAUCGGUGUGCUUCAUGUUUUUACCUCUAUAAAUUACCAACAUUUCACUUUUAUUUG